This is a messenger RNA of Drepanopeziza brunnea f. sp. 'multigermtubi' MB_m1, 1746 nucleotides long. Lineage: Eukaryota; Fungi; Ascomycota; Leotiomycetes; Helotiales; Drepanopezizaceae. The record is from RefSeq and is a predicted model, not a curated record.
AUGGCGGACAAUGCCACCUUUGCCUCGCCUCUAGCAGAUACGAAGUUCGCGCAAACUAUUGGCGCUGGUCCAUUCGAUGGCAUCCUCAAAACCUUCUCCGAAUUGAGCAGCAGUAGCUGGACGAUUGCACUAAUUCUGCUCGCCGUGAUGGUCAUAUACGAUCAGUGUGCGUCCUUCUCUGUCCUAUCUGUCUACCUAUUUGCUAUACUCUCUUCUGCCUGCCUACUGACUCUCCUUCCCCCUGGAAUAGAUAGCUAUCUAUGGCAGAAGGGAUCGAUUGUCGGACCCGCCUUCAAAACUCCCUUCAUUGGCCCUUUUCUCGAGUCCAUGAAUCCAAAGUUCGGAGAGUAUAAGGCGAAAUGGGCCAGUGGCGAGCUGAGCUGCGUUUCGGUUUUUCACAAAUUCGUUGUCAUUGCCUCAACCCGGGAUAUGUCACGCAAGGUCUUCAACUCUCCGGGAUACGUCAAGCCAUGUGUAGUGGACGUGGCCACCAAGCUUCUCGGAGAAACAAACUGGGUAUUCUUGGACGGCAAAGCACACGUUGAUUUCCGCAAAGGUCUCAAUGGACUCUUCACCCGAAAGGCUCUUGAGACUUACCUCCCCGGCCAGGACGAAGUCUACAAUGUUUACUUCAAGAGGUUUCUGAAGGUCACCGAGGAUGCUGGAGGAAAGCCAGUCCCAUACAUGCCAGAGUUCCGUGAAGUUAUGUGUGCUGUAUCUUGCCGGACUUUCGUAGGCCAUUACAUCUCGGACGAAGCUAUCAAGAAGAUUGCCGACGACUACUACAACAUCACUGCCGCGCUAGAACUUGUUAACUUUCCAAUAAUUGUCCCCUUUACCAAGACGUGGUACGGAAAGAAAGCCGCCGACAUGGUUCUUGACGAGUUUGCAAAGUGCGCCGCGAAGAGUAAGGUGCGGAUGGCUGCAGGAGGCGACAUCACAUGUAUUAUGGAUGGAUGGGUGAAGUCUCAGCUCGAUUCUGCAAACUACCGCCAACGUUUGGAGAAAGGUCUUCCAAUGGAAGGCAUCGCUAAGCCCUCCCCCCUGCUACGUGAUUUCACGGACUACGAGAUUUCACAAACCGUGUUUACAUUUCUGUUUGCGUCGCAAGAUGCUACCAGCAGUGCUGCAACGUGGUUGUUUCAAAUUAUGGCUCAGCGACCCGAUGUUCUAGACAAAAUUCGCGAGGAGAACCUUCGACUUCGAGAUGGAGACAAGAGCAAGCGUGCGACAAUGGACAUGCUGGAUGAGAUGGUUUACACUCGGGGCGCUGUGAAGGAGCUGCUUAGAUACCGUCCCCCUGUAUUGAUGGUUCCUUAUCUCGCCAAGAAAGCUUUCCCGAUUACUGAUACCUAUACGGUUCCCAAAGGUUCGGUGAAGUCCAAGUCCCUUAGGCUUAUGGUCAGAAGCUUAUUUUUAUUCAUAGGCGCUAUGAUCAUCCCAACCACGUACCCAUCGCUACGCGACCCUGAGAUCUACGAAAACCCAGAUGUCUACGAUCCCGAUAGGUACGUGACUGGGGAUGCCGAGAUCAAAGGUGCAAAAAACUUCCUGGUGUUUGGAACUGGACCUCAUUACUGCCUUGGUCAAAUUUAUGCCCAGCUCAACCUCGCUCUGAUGAUUGGUAAAGCAUCUAUGGAGCUGGACUGGAUUCACCACCCUACGCCACUAUCGGAAGAGAUCAAGGUGUUUGCUACAAUAUUCCCCAUGGAUGAUUGUCCUUUGACCUUUUCACAACGACCUUGA